CAGCUUUUAUGAAUAUUUACUCAAGGUGUGGAUACAAGGAAACAAAACUGCUUCUGUAAAUCAUUACAGAGAAAUGUGGGAGACAUCAAUGAAAGGUCUUUCAAGCUUGGUUAAGAGAACUACCCCUUCAUCCUUUGCAUAUAUCUGUGAAAAGAUUGGAAAUUCCCUAACUGACAAGAUGGAUGAUUUAGCAUGUUUUGCUCCCGGAAUGUUAGUUCUAGGUUCUUCUGGUUAUGCUUCUGAUGAGUCUCAAAAGUUCCUGUCACUGGUUGAAGAGGUGAAUACAGUCUUUAAGAGAUUCAUAAUUUCAUGUUCUGUAUAGGCCCCCUCAAACAGUUGUCAUCGUGAAACUUUGAUAUAGUGUUGAAUGGAUGCUUAAGAUUGUAGUCUAUUAGACCACAUUAUAGGCUUGUUUAACUCCAAUUGUGUUUGCUAUUAUAGGCCACAAAAGUUUCUCAAUGAGUAAAUAACCAACUCGUGGGAUGCUCUUUCUUUUCUUGCUCUGUAUUAUAUACUACAUUGGUUCCAUUUUUGCACCAGAAAUGGUUUUGCAAAAAAUGCAAGUUGACGGUUGCCAUU
This is a messenger RNA of Coffea eugenioides, 579 nucleotides long. RefSeq names its product mannosyl-oligosaccharide 1,2-alpha-mannosidase MNS1-like. The coding region runs from base 74 to 322 and encodes 82 amino acids. Gene Ontology annotation, molecular function: mannosyl-oligosaccharide 1,2-alpha-mannosidase activity; calcium ion binding. Gene Ontology annotation, biological process: N-glycan processing; carbohydrate metabolic process. Lineage: Eukaryota; Viridiplantae; Streptophyta; Magnoliopsida; Gentianales; Rubiaceae. The record is from RefSeq and is a predicted model, not a curated record. Gene Ontology annotation, cellular component: Golgi membrane; endoplasmic reticulum. The transcript has 3 exons.